AUGGAUCUCUCCACACGAGCUUGUCUCCCGCUUCUUGAUAUAAAGAGGGACGGACGGCGCGGCGGGCGAGGUGCAGCGGAGAGGCGAGAGGCUCUGGGAGAUCGAUCGUCCGCCAGGGAGCUUGUCGGUGUGGAUGGGCGCUGGGAUGGCUCGGCUGUGUGUCACCGUGGCGUGAGACGAGGACGGCAGGUGUGGGAGCAGCCAAAGCCAGCGGAGCUCGAGGCGGCCAUGCUCUCAGAUUGGCCAUGCACGGUGCCAGUGGGAAGGGUUUUCUCGGCUACCAAGGACUGA
Molecule: messenger RNA, 291 nt
Organism: Trichophyton rubrum CBS 118892
Lineage: Eukaryota; Fungi; Ascomycota; Eurotiomycetes; Onygenales; Arthrodermataceae
Exons: 2
Coding region: 1-291 (96 amino acids)
Source: RefSeq, a predicted model, not a curated record